CUUCACAAUAGAAUUUAUUUUUUUUAAUUGUUAAUUAUUUAAACAAUUACAACGAGAGUUCUAAUCACGUUAUUAUUUAAACAAAGAGAAAGUUGUAAGUCGUUAAAUAUUGCUGAAAAUUUAUUGAUUAGUGAUAAAUUUCGUUCGUGAAAUUUCGGCAUACGUUCCAAGUGCUUUCAUUUGAAGUGGCCUUUAUUUUUGAAGUUUGAAUUGAAUGUUGAAUGGACUGGUGCCAAAUUUUUGGGGGCUAAUGUGUGGUUUUAUAAAAACUAAAGAAAAGUUCCUCUUCCAGUACCAGUUUUAACAAAAAACCAGCUAAAAUGGCUUCAAGAAUUGUAAAAAAGAGCGCCCUGCGUUUGGGACAGAACUUGUUCAGGGCUCAAUCCACUAUGUCAGCGUUUGAACUUCAGCACAAAACGCCAGUUAUUAAAAAAAUAACUUCAAUCCCGAUUGCUCUGUAUGGAGGCAGGAAUGCAGUGACUAUGUUACCCGGGGGAGGUAUCGGUCCAGAAUUAAUGUCCUACGUAAAGGAAGUGUUCAAAUACGCUGGAGCGCCGGUGGAUUUCGAAAUCGUCGACAUAGACGCGAAAGCGGAGGAUAACAUCGAUUUGGAAUACGCCAUAACGUCGAUAAAGCGAAACGGAGUAGCUAUUAAGGGUAAUAUUGAAACGAAAAGUAAAAGUUCUGAAGUUUUAUCUAGAAAUGUAGCAAUUAGAAAUGAGUUAGAUUUGUAUGUUAAUAUUCUACAUGUUAAAUCGUAUCCCGGAGUACCUGCUAGGCAGAAAGAUAUCGACAUUGUUAUUAUUAGACAGAAUACCGAAGGGGAAUAUGCUAUGUUAGAGCAUGAGAGCAUUGAUGGCGUAGUAGAGAGCAUGAAGGUUGUGACUGAAUCGAAUUCAGAAAGAGUCGCUCGCUUUGCCUUCGAAUGGGCUAAAGCUAAUGGUAGGAAGAAGAUAACUACUAUUCAUAAAGCGAAUAUUAUGAAACUGUCUGAUGGUUUGUUCUUGGAUACUUCCCAGAAAAUCGCUAAGGAAUACCCCGAAAUCGAACACAAUGAAAUGAUUAUCGACAACUGCUGCAUGCAGCUGGUGUCGAAACCCCAUCAAUUCGAUGUAAUGAUUAUGACAAACUUGUACGGAAGUAUCGUGUCGAAUGUUGUGUGUGGUUUAAUCGGAGGCGCCGGAUUAUUAUCCGGAAAGAACUACGGUGAUCAUUAUGCCAUUUUUGAGCCAGCCACGAGGAAUACCGGCAAGGCUAUAGCUGGGAAAAAUGUCGCCAAUCCGAUAGCUAUGCUAAGUGCUAGUGUUGAUAUGUUGGAGCAUCUGGGGCAUAACCAACACGCCAAAAUGAUUCAAAGAGCUAUUUACAAAACCGUUUGUGAAGAUAAAAUUCACACUCCUGACUUGGGCGGUACGGCUACGAGUACGGAUGUGGUUCAAAAAAUUAUUGAUCACAUUUUACAGUCUGACAUCAGACCAUGGUAAUUUUUUGUUAUUACAAAGUUAUGGUGAUGGUACACUAACUUUCAAAAUUAACAAAAUAACAUUGCGCUGCUGUGUCAUGUAUUAACAAUUAACAUAUUUACUUGAACAAUAUGUGAAUGUAUUAAUUGUUUAUUCUACGUUUUUGCAUUUAAUGCUUUAUCAUUUUAAUGCUUCAUCAACAUACACGUACACGUUUUUCUUUUUUUUUUUAUGGUAUUUUUUUUAAUUUUUCUUUUACAGAUUUGACACAACCAUAGUAUUA
Phyllotreta striolata is the source of this 1746-nucleotide messenger RNA. Lineage: Eukaryota; Metazoa; Arthropoda; Insecta; Coleoptera; Chrysomelidae. The record is from the annotation of a GenBank genome assembly.